UUGUUCAGGAAUAUUUGGAACAAACAAAAGGCAGGCAGGCAAGGGCAGAAACAUGGGUAGGAAAUUGGAUGCUUUGCUUGGAAGAAACUUCAAGGCCUCCAAGUUUAAAACUCUUGCUAAACUUGCUGUAUCUAGGAUUGCUAUCCUCAAGAACCAGCACCAAGUCCGGUUUUCCCAUGCCAGGUCUGAUGUUAUUGACCUCCUCAACCUUGGUCACCAAGAACGAGCCCUUCUGCGGGUAGAGCAUGUGAUCAAAGAGCAGAAUCUGGUGGAUGCAUUAACUAUAAUGGAAAGCUACUUUUAUCUCUUGAUAGAGAGAGUCAUGCUCAUUCAAAAGAACAAGGAAUGCCCUGAUGAGCUCAAGGAGGCAACAUCAAGCUUGAUGUUUGCAUCAUCAAGAUGUGGAGAAUUCCCUGAGCUUCUCCACAUUCGUGGGGUUGUAUCAUCCACGUUUGGGAAAGAAUUUGUUGCUCGUGCCGUUGAAUUACGCAACAAUUGCAGUGUGCAUCCUAAGAUAGUACAGAAGCUUUCAACACGACAACCAAGCUUGGAAAGCAAAUUGAAAGUCCUGAAGGAGAUUGCCUCCGAGAGGGGUAUCGCCUUGCAUCUGGAGGUAGAUAGUCCAGUGGUUGUAGAGGAGGAAAUGGAUGUCAAUGAGAAGCAGAAUGAGUCCACUGCUAAUAAAUCAGCCAACUUGGAUGAUCCUGAGCACAAAUAUACUGCCAUUGAAUUGCCUAGAGAAAUGAACCUGGACGAAAAGUUGUCUGAGUCUAUAAAAGCAAGGAAAAAGUACAGAGAUGUAGCUGCAGCUGCUCAAGAGGCUUUUGAAUCAGCAGCUUAUGCAGCAGCAGCUGCAAGAGCAGCUGUUGAACUCUCAAGAACUGAAUCCCAAGACUUUGAUCCAGAUGAUGAAAGUGGUUCUACCCAUAAAAAGGGAGGCCCCAGCCUUAAGAAAGGAGCAUUUUAUGAUUCUGAUGCAUCAGCAGCCCCUGAAUUUCAAGGGAAUGCAUCUUCAGAUGGAAUUGAGCACUCAAACAAUGAAUUAGGAUUUGAAAAGAUCCAUCCCAUUGACAACUAUAGUUCAGAAUCAGAGGGUGAAGACGUGACAAAAAAUAACAAUGGCCUCGAGCUCAAUGAAAUUGAAGAGAUCGAACAGAGAGUAUGGAUAGAAAGGGCACUUUCUACUUCAAGUUCAGAUUCUGAUGUAGACAUUUCAACUGAGAAGAAACUGUCUUCGGACCAACUGAGACAGAAUGAACAUUUGGGUAAUGAAUUAGCUAUUGAUCUAGUCAAUAAUGAUAGGGAGAAGGAAAAGGAUGAGACACAAAGGCCGAAGUCUCAUGACUUAAGCUCUACUAAUAAUCUGAGCUCAAGUACAAAUGAAGACCAAAAUAUUAGACAGAAUGAAGAAUUCAAUAAGGAUGAAAGCAAGUUUCCUUAUCAAUCUCCAAAUCUGACAAACACUCAGAGCUUGAAUUUUGUGGAGCAAUUGCAUUCUAAGCAUUCACAUAUAGACAGAAAGUGGGUGUCAAUGAGGACUAGGAGAGAGCGUCGGAUCUGAUUUUUUUUCUUUAGUUGUGAAAUUUUGGUCGCUAAUAUCUCUUCAAUUUUUUUUUUUUAUCAAAUAACUUUUGGUAUGCCUUCUAGAUUUAGAUUAUGAUUUUAUACUGGAAAUCAAUAUCAAAGAAAUUAGAAAAUUUUUUGUUC
Messenger RNA from Theobroma umbraticum, 1707 nucleotides. RefSeq lists its product as uncharacterized. NCBI's taxonomy places the organism in Eukaryota, Viridiplantae, Streptophyta, Magnoliopsida, Malvales, Malvaceae. The record is from RefSeq and is a predicted model, not a curated record. Gene Ontology annotation, biological process: protein transport.